Molecule: messenger RNA, 5254 nt
Organism: Paramuricea clavata
Lineage: Eukaryota; Metazoa; Cnidaria; Anthozoa; Malacalcyonacea; Plexauridae
Source: the annotation of a GenBank genome assembly
GAGUUGAUGUAUGGAAUUCGUUAGAAACAAAACUUAAUGAAGUAAACUCCUAUAACACCUUUAAAAAGAAAAUUAAACAACAUUUUUAUGCACAAUUACCAAUAUAUAAAACAUACUUCUCUAAUGUAUACUAAUGACAUAUACUUUAGUCUAUUGUAGCCCAACAUUGUCAUUGUAAAAUUAAAUGCAUCUACAACAUUACUAUUAAUUUAUAUAAUACGAACAUUCCCAAUUCUUUUUCUCUCUUGUAAAUAUAGUGUAUAUACUUCAAAACUUUCUGAUUUUACAUAUUAUGUAUUGAUUGACUGUAAAUAAUCGAUUAUGUGAUGAAACGAACAGUAACUAGAGACCUAAAAUAAAAAGUCUAUGAAGAUUUCUAGUAGGUUUCUAGCCCAACAUCUUCAAAUUAUUGUAAUAUGUUUUAAGUAGAUUUUUAAACAUGGGAAAAAAAACCCCAAAAAACAAAACUGUUUGACAAGCCAUGUCUGCAUGUACAAGAGCAGUCUAAAAUAACAAUCUUUUGCGAUUUUUCCUGCGGACAUGGUUUGCUGAAUCGCAAUAAAAACCACACAGAAUGAAGCGCACAGUAAUGUAGACGAAUGUCUUUCUUUGCAGUAUAUCUGCCGGUUUAUACAGUUGCUGUGGUUGAAGGAUUUACGCAGACUAACGCUGUUUCAGCUCGAAUCUGAAACUGAAUCUACAUGAAAUUCGAAUCUUAACGAAAAAUAUCCGGGGGCGGCUGACAUCCUAUCGUUUUCUCAUAAAACGAUUCCAAGACCUUUUUUGCAAAAGGUAUUGGGCUGCUUUUAACAUAAAUCAAACUUCAGCAUGAUUUACAGUCAACUGGCUAAGAUUCAGUGUGAAGACAAACAAAACAUCGCUUAUAUCAGACUAAACGAACUGUGAUGAUAAUCUUAAUGCCCGCCCGGAUUUUCGAUUCCAACACUGGUUGUGCUUUGCGAUUUUUCCUGCCGAAACAACAAGCUGUUUGAAAAUAACAAGUGCGUUGUAUCAUUUUGUGAUAGUUGUAGAUGAAUGUCUUUCGCAGACGAAUAUUCCAAAGUGAGCGUGUGACGCGUGAGAAGUGUUUAUUCUCUCAGCUGCGUUGUUGACGUUCGCUUCAGGUUACAAAAGCCGUGUCUCAUGAUCUACGAUUUGCGAUUUUUCCUGACAAAACAACUAACGUUUUUAAGACCUAGUUUGCUUUAUACGAUUUACUGUAGUGUACUAAUGAAUGUCUUUCGGAAAUUAGGUAACUACAUGCGUAUUUUGGGAUACACCGCGAAAUAUAAGUUUGUCGACAGAUGAAGACAAACAUGGCGCAGUAAGAAUUCACGCGUUGGCCGUGUAGUUUCUGCGAUUUUACCUGGCUUCACAUUAUGAGCUAAAAAUUAAAGUAUAGUUUUGUCAAAUGCGCAAUAGUCUGAAAAUGGAUGUCCUUGAUGAAUUACGUUUAUUCCGUGAAAAGAGACUGAGCAAUUCCACAUUUUGUACCCCCGUUUCAUAUUCAUCUGAAUCUGAAACUUGAAGCUGAAACUGUAGAGCGGAUCGUUGACCACUCCCUAAUCAGUAAUCAUACUAUAUGAACAAAUCAUUUAGGCACGUAGCCCUUAUCUCUUCUGUGGCACGUAGCCUAAACACCAAAAUGCAUUUAUGCAUACUUCUGCGUGUAGCUAAAUCUUAACUGUGGCUAAAUCUUCCCUAGACCUAAAUUAACAACUAAAAUCUGUCUCAGCAUGCAGUCAAGAAUGUCUUGUCUGGAAACCAUCUCGUUACACGAUUGCAUUUUAUCAGCCGUCAAGGCUAUCUUUAAAACAGGGAAUGGGGAAUCCGGGAAUCGGGGAAUCCGGGAAUCGGGGAAUCCGGGAAUCGGGGAAUCGGGAAUCCAGAACUGAUAAGACAGAGAUGUUAGUGUGCUUGUUGGAAAACGCAUUCGCUACUGUAUACAAUGCGAAUCAGUUGUCUUAAAUAACUUAUGCUUAUGAUAUAUUAUGAUUAUAACAGCGCUGUGCACAUGCAUAUGUGAUUUUAAUAACAUAUACAGCUAUUUCAAUUAAGGUUGUCCCCCGAGCAAAGCGGAAAAGUCGAAUACGAGCGCGAAAGGCUGCUGGGAAUCGCUAAUAAAUUCAUUCAUUCAGCUUUUCGCGCUCAUAUUCGACUUUUCCGCUUUGCUCGGGGGACAACCUUAAUUGAAAUAGCUGUAAUUUUAUUAAUUUCAAUUAGACAUUAGCGUCUAUACAAUUUUGUUCCAACGCGCAAGUAUUUUGAAUUAAUAGACUGUGAAAUGCAUGCAUCUUACAGGAAACGGGAUAACAUUAAUGCGGCGACGACGCGGUAUGUUUUUAGUUUUUAUUCACGGAUACUUUGUAUAAUCCCAAAUUACUUACAGUACUUUAAAAUUAACAUAUUUUUUUAUUAUUUUUUAACAACUAAAAAUCGCGCAAAUUUGGUUUAAGCUAGCCUACGGUGUAGACCCCAGCAGAAACACGUUUAACACCCCUCACGAAAAGUGUUUCUGCUAGGGUCUGUAGGCUAGUUUAAGCGGACGUUGGAGGUUUUAAACUCCACAGUAAUGUCUUAAAGUAUCCGAGAAUGAAAACCGUACCUCGUCGCCGCGGAAUUGCGCCCCGUUCGCUUUAAUAUUUAACAUAUAAAACGUGGGCUUUUGGUGCUAUCUCGGUUCCUGUAUAUGAUGCAUGCAUUGUGCAGUCUAUUAAUUAAAAAAACUUGCACGUUGGAACAAAAUUCUAUAGACGCUAAUGUCUGAUUGAAAUUAAUAAAAUUAUAUGUUAUUAAAAUCGCAUAUGCGCACAGCGCUAUUAUACAUAAUAUAUAAUAUAUUUUAAGCAUAAGCUAUAGUAUAGUAAGACAACUGAUCCGCAGUGUAUACUGUAUGUUCAUCGUCUGUAUUAUUCUAAACAAAGUAGCAAAUGCGUUUUCCAACAAGCACACCAAUAUCCCCGUCUUAUCAGUUCUGGAUUCCCGGAUUCCCCCAUUCCCCGAUUCCCGGAUUCCCCGAUUCCCGGAUUCCCGGAUUCCCCGAUUCCCGGAUUCCCCGAUUCCCGGAUUCCCCGAUUCCCGGAUUCCCCGAUUCCCGGAUUCCCCGAUUCCCGGAUUCCCCAUUCCCUGUUUUAAAGAUAGCCAACAGUCAAGUCAAGAAACAAAUAAAUCGCAUACUUUAAAGUUUGAAGUUGGUUAUUCUCUCUCAAACAUAUUUUCAUAUCAAACCGAUCAGUCGUCAACGUUUGUAUAUUUUGGCUUUCAUCUGUUUCUAAAAUAUGCCAUUUAUAGAUUUGUUGUUUACAAACGUUGAUAAACUUUGUGCCGAUUUUAAUACUAAUAGUGCGCGUCUUGUUUAUUGAAGGUUGAUAGAUUUUGAAACGUAACUUUUUGCCACAAAUCACAAUGUAAACAUGUGGAUAUCAGGCGGUAUAGACAAUUACGGCUUUAGACUUUUUUUCGGCCUACAGCAAUAUUUAUAAAACUAUUUUUCUGAUAUACAGAGGGUCCUGAAGUGGGGGGGGGUCCCAAUCCCAUUUCCCACCUUAAAUUUUGGCAAAAUCCCAGUCCCAGUUGGAUUUUUAUUAGAAGUCCCAGUUAUUGAAAUCCCAGUCAGUAAAAACCCUUUAUUUAUCGGUAGAAUAAACAGUUUUAAGACCUUUUAAGCAAGUGGCGGACACUUUAUGAAAUAUUAGGGGAGCUCGUGCCGAAGGCACAGAAAAUUUAAAAAUUUGAAUCCCGGAAAUGGCAUUUGCAGCAUUCUGAGACACACAUAAUCAGAAAACCCAGAAUUCCGGGCGCCAGAGUAUGCCUGUUCGCAGGUGGUGCUGCGAAUAAUAUAGUUAACAACAAAAAUCAUGACCAAAGACACCAAAAACGGAUCAAAAUUGUAUUUUAAAAUACUCAAAACGCAGAAAAAUUAGGAAUCGACUCGCAUUACCUCAAUCCCAUUCCCAUUUUUGAGGACUUCAUUUCCCAUUCCCAGUGGCCAAAUCCCAGUCCCAGCAACCCAAAUCCCAUUUUCCCAGUCUAAAAAUAGAUCAAUCCCAGUUCCCAUUUUACCCCUUCAGGGCCCUCUAUACAGUACACAUUUUAUAACACGAAGAUAGUCGUAUAUAUUUCCAUAAACCACGGCAUAAACACCGAUAUGCACAUGCAGUCAUAUACCCAUAUUCAUAAACACUGAUAUGUACAUGCAGAUGUAACAAUUACUUAAUUAUAGUCUUAAUAGAGUUUGAUUACUUCACAUUAUUUAACACGUUUUCUUCGAGAACAAACCGUUUAUCUCUAGUGCAACAUAGUUAGACUUGAAUAUGUAUAUUAACACAACAUAUAUUGAUCUCCACCACCAUUGCCGCUGCCUCGCGUCAACCAUUUGCUUUUAUGCAUGUUUUUGGGUCUUUCUAGCUAUGCUUACAACUUUGGUUGAUCUCUAUUGGUCUGGAAAUAUAUUUUGUUGUAACGUUUGCGACGACGUGCAAUGUCUGCAAUUUCUUCGACGAGCCGUAUAGCACACCUUGUAUAUUGAAAUCUGAUAUAUCUUUGCUCACCGACAUUCUGGGUACAAUGACAUUUGAUAUUUCUAAUUGUGUCACUGGAUAGUAUUCAUGACAAAUAAAAUAUUCAAUCUUGUAAACAUUUCCUGCAUGAUUUCUGCGUUAUUUCUUCGCUCACUCCUUGCUCAGUGACAAAACGCUACCUAAUAGAAAUUUAUUGUUAUCUCCCAGAUUCUGGGAGACACGUGACCGGGACAAUACCAGGGUAUUUUCUCAGCAGGUGGCCGUGCACCGAGUAUAAGAGAAAAUAGCCUGGGUACAAGGUUGGACUUGCUCCAAGUCAGUCUCUUUCAUUGUCAUACAGUAUCGAUCCACUAUAGUGUACAUUACAUGACGUAGCACGGAGAGGCGGAGCGAGAAAGAGAGACUUGUCAACUUCGGAAAAUCUCGGUUCAAAACUGAACCGAAAAUGCAAGACUUGCUUUAAUUGUUUUCUGUCAGUGUUUAUAUGUAUUGAUCUAGCAACGGUUUUGCUGCUGUUAUAACAGUCAUGUCGUUGAUCCGAAUUUCCUCUUCUGAACUUUUCCCACCUGGUCCAGUCAGAUAAUUUGAUAUCUGGACAGCAGUAAGGCUUUUCUCUUUCUCUGCUAGAAUGUCGUAUUUUGCUUUGGAAAAGCAAACGACUCGUUUUCUUUUCUUUUCCAUUUGUAGUUGGAACUCGCACCAUAAUACUUUCUUUCCCUUCCGUAGAGGAGAAA